AUGAAGGGGAAGAAGCGGGGUCGCGUGGCGGCGCAGCAGCAGCAGCGCCUGCACCUGAAGGCCAAGGGCAUGAAGGUCUCCACAAAGCACGGCGGCGGCGGUGGCGGCGGCGGCGGCGCGGCGCACGCGACGACGCUAGAGCAGGAGAUGGACGACGAGUUCCUCCUCGAGCAAGCCGCCAAGCGGCGGCGCGCGCCGAAGCAGCGGCGGCGGCAGGGGGAGGGGGAGGGGGACGAGGAGGGCGUGAUCGGCGCGGGGAUGAGCGCGCGGAUCCUCAAGGAGGCGCGCAAGCAGCAGCAGGAAGUCGCGCGGGAGAUGGAGAAAGAGCGCGGCCUGGACGGGGCGCGCGAGGCGUUCGAUCUCGCCGCGGCCGUGGCGGCGCGGGAGCGCGAACAGGAGGAGCGGGAGGAGGAGGCUGGGGAGGAGGGGGAGGAGCGGGAAGCUUCCCCCCUUCCACCCAUUCUUUCCCCCGUCCGGUCUCCUCCCUCUCCAUCUGUUCCCCGUCUCGUCAUCCCCACUCCCUCCUUCCCUUCCCCCCCCCGCCCCUACUUCCCCCACCUCCCCCUCUUCCCCUACCCCACAUUUUCGUGCGUGCGCUGCCUUGCACAAUCUCGACGCCUUGUUGUGAUUUGGCACCUCAUUUUGCCACGUGUCCUCGUGGCUCCGUGGCAGGCGGACGAGGUGACGGAGGAGGACGAGCGGGCCAUCGCGGUCUUUCUCGCAGGGGGAGGCGCGGCGCCACGUCAGCGCACGCUGGCUGACGUCAUCAUGGCGAAAAUCCAGGAGGCGACAGCUGGAGGGGCGGCGGGGGCAGCUGGGGGCGCGGGCGGCGGGGGGGGUGUGAGAGGGGGGGAGGGGGGAGAAGAAGCGGAGAGGCGGAUUCCGGGAGUGGAUGAGAAAGUGAUGGAGGUGUAUCGAGGUGUGGGCAAGCUUCUGAGUCGGUACCGGUCCGGCAAGGUCCCAAAGGCAUUCAAGAUCGUGCCAGCUCUGAGCAACUGGGAGGACGUGCUCUUUCUUACAGACCCUGACAGCUGGACUCCUGCUGCUGUCUUUGCUGAUGGGUUGGAUUGA
This is a messenger RNA of Closterium sp. Naga37s-1, 1071 nucleotides long. The record is from the annotation of a GenBank genome assembly. NCBI's taxonomy places the organism in Eukaryota, Viridiplantae, Streptophyta, Zygnematophyceae, Desmidiales, Closteriaceae.